Messenger RNA from Leptosia nina, 603 nucleotides. NCBI's taxonomy places the organism in Eukaryota, Metazoa, Arthropoda, Insecta, Lepidoptera, Pieridae. The record is from the annotation of a GenBank genome assembly.
AUGACGUUAGGGGAUGUGGCGCGUAAAUUAAACACUUGUGAAUCGCCUAGACCAAUUUCUCAAAUACGACAUCCGAUCUGUUUGAAUCGCAGAAAAGCUUUAUAUGACGCUUGUUUCAUAAGCGGCAAUAAGUGCAUGUCACAGGACAAAAUGAAAUUCUUCCUUAUCUUGGCUGCUGUCAUCGCCUUGGGCGCGGCGAAACCCAGUGCCUGGACUCUUCAGGAGUUGGAGGUAGCUCUGAAAGACCCUAACACCGAUCCUGCUAUAGUUCCAUACCUUCAAGUAGCUCUCAACAAGAUCAUGGAAGCGAUCCUUGCUGGAGAAACAAUUGACUCCAUUGUCGUACCAAUUCCCGGUGAUUACGUAAAACCCAUCAUUGACCCAUCACCUGCUGAAGUACCUGAAGAGGUACCCGCCCCUCAACCAAUUGUCCCCGAGCCCGAACCAGAACCACAGCCAGAAAUACGUUCUCCUUUAGUGCAAGUUAUCGUGAACGUCAAGAGCCAAAAGGACACCGCAGAAUCUCCCGCCAUCGUGCCAAGUCCCGUUGACAUUUCUGAAAACCAACCAAUUGUCAACCCUAUCGAUAUCAUCGCUAACUGA